AUGUUUUCGGGAUGUUGCUAUCCUGAGCGGGCUUUAGAGUAUAUCGAUGCGGCUCGCCGAGAGAUGGAUCCCACACUCCCACCUCUCUCUGAGAACGUGUGGACGUGCGAGAAGAACGCAAAGGCUAGAGCCUCUCAUUUCGACAUGUUGGCCGAAGGUACUUGUCGCUUCACAGAUGUAGAAUCGUUCAUCGAUUCUGAGACCCUGAAAGAAAUGAAGAAGAUCAGUGUGAAGGGGAAUGUUCAGAAAUUCAAGAAAUGGUUUCAGCUAGCAAAAAAGGGCAAGAUGGCCAAGAAGGCAUUCUGCUCACGACACUUGAAGCAGUGCUGCAUCCGGAAGAGGUUCCUAGAUACCAGCGGGACCAUAUGCACUGCAUACAGCACUUUGGGGUCAUUAGAAAAGGAGGAAUCCGUGAACGCCAUUCUUUUGUGCAUCUACAUGGUGUGUUGUUUCAAGCAAGGUGUACCGAUCGUGCUCCAUGAGAACGUAUUAGGUUUUGAAACAACGUCCAUGAGAGACUUCGCAGAAGAGAUGGGGUAUGAGCAUGUGGCGUUUUCCACCAAGCCGAUGGACGUCGGUAUGCAUGUGGGAAGGCCUCGCAAGUAUGACCUGUUCUACAAAGCCUCAUUGCUGGAAGCUGUGGGAGACAUCAAGAAGGCCUAUCAGGAGUUUGCGAAGAACAUCAGGGCCAACCUCCCGGAGUGUCAGGUGGACGACUUCUACUUCGAGACCGACGAGACGGCCCUCAGACUGGAGAUGCACCGAUCCGGAUCAGCUAAAGGAGAUCCUGCAACUUGCUCUUUGACCGACUGGCGACCCUUGCUCACGGACUUUGAGAUGAAGAAUUUCGAUGGUUAUAUGAAGAGGCAUGACAAGCUCGAAGGGGAGAAGAAACCUCCUCCCGUCUUUGCGGUGAGCCAGAACUUUGAGACCCACCCCACAGCUGUUGGAGGAAGUGAUUUUUCGCUGCCGUGCAUGACCAAGAGUGGCACCAGGCGACUUGUCCAUGGAGAGAAGCUCAGGUGGCUAACAAGUCGGGAAAAACUGGCAGCUUCUGGUUUGGCAAUCUCUGAACUUCAGGCAAAGGAGGCUGGUAUCAGGGCGCCCGUCCAGUGGAGUCUUGAUAUGGGGUGGCAUGACAGAGUCGGAAAUGGAAACCAGCUUCAAAACGUGGGGUUGGUGUUGCUUGCAGCCCUUGCAAAUCUACGGAUAAGAGACAAGGCUCCAGAAAAUUUGCUCUUCAUUGAACCUCCUUCUGAACCUGAUGGUCUAUCGGUGGUGGACGGGGUAUACAUUCUCAAGGUGGGUCACCUAGACAUUCCAGUUGGGGGUGACAAAGUCUUCGCCUACAAAAUCCACAAGCAGCUUCACGAAGCGAGACUGGAGCAAUCCGCGCUUACAGUUCAGCAAUUGAGAGAGAAGCUCGGAGAGUGGGGGGGCAGCGGAAAAAAGUUCAACCAGGCAAAGACAAAAGAAGACAAGCAAGUGGUUGUGUUGGAGGCCUACUACAUGAAAUUCUUGCACGCCGAGCCUGAAAAACAAGCCUCAAACGAAAAGACGCCUACUCCAAAAGCAGCAGUCACCACCUCCAAGCAGUCGCAAAAAGAAGAGGUUCCCAAAAGUGUUCAGAUAGAAACUGCAAAGAACUUCAAAGCUGAUGUGUCCUCAAGCAUUCUUUCCGAAGAACCACCACCACUUGGAAAGAUUUUGGUGCUUGAGAAAGGAUGGCUUGACAAAAUUUUGGAGGGAGAAAAAACACUGGAGCUGAGAAAAACCCUCAUUGAUGAAAAGGAACACAUGUACCUUGCUGCCAAGGAUUGCAUCUAUGCAAAGUGCAUGGUCUCGGACCCGAUCGAAAUUUGCAACAGUGAUGAAUUUGAAUCAUUGAUGGAAGCUCACCAGUGUACAAACCCACCUUACUCCUUCCCCAUGGUAGGCCACAGAAUCAGCAAGGUUCAGAAAUUGACACCCUUGAGAUUCAACAAACUUCGUGGGGCGGUUGGGAGGGCCCUUUACAGACCGUUGUCGAAGGGUGAGGAAGGUGGAAAAGAGGAUGCCCCGGUUGGUGAGAACGAGGGGGAUGUCCCGGUUGGUGAGGCUACUGAGGCACUGAAGCUUUCGCAACCUGACUUGCUUCAGGGUCAAUCAGUGAAGCUUGUGGAUCACAAGGAAAUGACCUUCUUCUUCCUCUUGGGCUCUGUGGACUCGGAAGGGGUUGUUCACAUCAAGGGAUGUUGGUGCCCGGAUUGGGAGGCCCAAAAAAACAUCUACUCCUUGAGUUGGAAAGAUAGUUCAUUGGAGGAACUACGCAGCGAGAAAUCCGAUGAGGUUGUGGGGUGCAACAUUGUGAAACCUGGUGGGGUUGCAGAGCUACACCAACUGGAUUUUGAAAUGGCUUGCAAACAUCAAAAGGAAUGCAUUCCAAAAUUUGUCACCAUUGUUACAGGGUCUGAUCGAAUCUCUCACUUCUUUCGACUACCAGAGGAAAGCAUAGAGGAUCACCAAGUGACAGAUGCAAACGUGACAAAACUCUGUGAAUCGGUUACCUGGGUGGGCAAGUCUUCCCUCUACUACUGUGAUGUAGUCAGUGAACGUCUUGCUACUUUGAAAGUGAUGGAGGAGGAGGCACGUCGAGCCUUGCUGCAAAAGAAAGGGUGCCUGAAGAAGGUUGCAGAAAAAGCUCAGGUACCAAACGCUGGAGAAGUUAGCACAGCUGUCGCCACCCUGACCAACAUUGCUGAUGAACUGGGUGCGUUUGGUGACUGGUUGACUGGCCAGAUCAGCAACUUUAGCGCAUUUUCCCCCGCUGUCAAGCUAGAGUUUGAAAAUGAGUUGAAAAAGUUCCCCAUGGCAUCUACAGAGCUUCAGAAGGCCAAUUGCGCUGAAUGUCCAAGAGAUGUGGGGGCUGCUGCAAAACUGUUGGCUUCCGUCUUUGGUCUCCAAAGCAAUCUGAAACUUCGGGCUGCCAGACGAGAAGCGGCGGAUUCUUCUGGUCACACUUUUGAUGGGUCCAAAUGGAGAACGAAAAGGAAGAAAGGGGAGCUACACACACCACCAAGCAAAAUCCGAAAAUUGUUCACGCCAGAGGAUGAGCGGGUUGAGGAGGGGGAAGUGGUUGACAAUGAGGGUGAAGAGGGUGAAGAGGAUGAAGAGGACAAGGAGAAAAAAGGGGGUGGACUGUCAAGAAGAACACGUCUUCCUGUUUACAAGAAACUUCUUGCGAUCAGGGAGGCAGAUCGAUUUCUUGAGGAAGGUCUGAAAACUGGUGUAGAAAAAAAGGUGAUGGCUACUUUUCCUGAGAUGUUCAUGGGCACGAAAGGGAGGAUGAAGUCGGGAAUGCUGGGGCGUUGGAUGGUUCAGUGCGAUGAACAAGAUUGGAGAAAGAUCCCAUUUGAAAAGAUGUCCAACCAUGAUCAGCAACUCAAAGACUUACCAGACUGGAUCCGCCUACCAAUGGGGUUGCCACCUAGGUCACUUGACAAGUUCAAAAGCGGAACCAACAUUCCAGGUGCUGUCACCAGAAAGAUCAUCGAAAUGAUUGAAAAAGUGACUUGCGGGGAGGGAACACGGUUGACUUCCGGCAGUGUGAAAGUGGACUCUGUGAAAAAACAGGCAGAGAUACUACUCGAGGCCUACAACAGGGCCCAGCAGGAGGCUGCUGCACAACAUGGGAUAGCCAUGCCAGAAGUGAAGUCCACAGUAUCAGAACGUUGGAUCAAUCGUCUGCUAUCCCACUAUGGUUGGAAACGAAAUACUCCGAAUACUCUGGGAGCAUACUUGGAGUUUGACGAUGAGCGUAUGGUAAAAUCAAGAAAAGCUUGGGCAUUUCUCAGGCUACUGGGGUGGUUUUGGGGGCAUUUACAUAUAUAUAUAUAUAUAUGUACAAUAAGCAUGUAA
Messenger RNA from Cladocopium goreaui, 3897 nucleotides. NCBI's taxonomy places the organism in Eukaryota, Dinophyceae, Suessiales, Symbiodiniaceae. The record is from the annotation of a GenBank genome assembly.